AGAAUAUUAUAACGCAGAUGAUUAUUUAUUUGGAGGAGAAACCUGCGCCAGACGAAGAAACAUUUUGCGAUUGAAAAUUUAUUGUUUAAUUGAUGGAAACUUUGAACGUUGAAUCUGGAAUAAAGGAUAUGAAAAUAAACGAACCCAUCCAACGGUUGAGAGGUAUACACAGGAAGGAACCCAAGUUUGAUAGGGUCGAUAGCAACUUUUGGAGUAAACAGUACUAUUACCUAUUCUGCAUUGCCAUUGGAAAUGGGGUGGAUGGUUUACCUGGUGCGUUUCGCUUCGCCAUGGAUUUAUCUGGAGCUUUCUUCGUCCUGCAACUGAUUUUCUUCACGUUUCUGCUGAACAUGCCAAUAGUUUACAUGGAAAUUUUUCUUGGCAAAUACACGAGACUGACCAACUGUCAGAUGUACAAGAUGGCUCCGCUAUUCUUCGGAUAUUGCGUUUUGUUGAUCCUAUUCAACAUCGUCUCUUCGCCGAUGCGAGUUACAGACAUAAGUCUUUUUAUAAUUUCCGCCUUGCAGCUGAUCAUCAAUCCGAAUUACCUCUACGUAUGUCCACACGACAGCAACACUUGCUUAGAUUACGAAGUGGAAGGAAACAUAGGCGAAAACCGCACUUGCUCCUACAACUACAUGUCUUUUAAAUGCGACAACAUCGAAUACCGCUACGUUUCAGCUUACCUGUAUUGGAAUAACUUUCGGAAUUUCGACGAUCCUUCCACUUACGCUUUGUGGCAGUGCGUGAUUGCUGCUGUGAUCACCUGGAUGUUCAUCACUUUUCUAUGCUUAGCUGGAAUGAAAGUUAUUGGAAUUUUGUUGAAAAUCACGUUUGUGGUAAAUUUUGUGAUCAUGACUAUACUCUUGAUCAUGGCCUUACCGACGCAUGGAAGUAUGAGAGGUUUGAUGAACCUAAUCGAAUUUAGGGUCCAAAGUCUUCAUUUGAACGAGGUGUUGAUGGGUAUCUUUCUUAGCAGUAUGAAGUUAGGUCUUACAUAUCCUAUUGGUUACAUGACGUACGCUGCUUACACGGACAAGAACACCAAUGUUGGUCCCGCAACUGAAGCAGUUUUCCUGAAUAUCUUUAACGUUUUACUCACGAUUUACUACCUCGUCGUCUUGCACGCAAUAGCCGGAGUCCUCUCAUUUGCAAUAGGCGUUAAUAUUGAACACGUGAUGGUCCCUUUCGCCGGCGUCUACUGUGCAAUGAUUCCCGAAUUCCUGCGAUUUCGCGACACCCCUAUUAUAUUCAUAAUCAUCUACCACCUUUCCAAUUGGACUUUGGAAAUGGUCAAAAUCGCUGUAAUCAUGUACAUGCAAAUUCUGAAUCUGUACGACUUUUUUCCUGGAAUCUCAAAGUACCAGACUUACGUCUUUUUGGCAGCUGGGGCUAUCUCCUUAAUAAUCAGCAUUUUCUGCUCAUUGAGAAUUUUCAGUAUAAUUAUUUUCCCGCUGCUUUGGUACUGUGAGAUCAACUUCUUGUUUGCUAUAAGACUUCUUGGAGAGGUGAUAUGUUUGUGCUAA
Nicrophorus vespilloides is the source of this 1526-nucleotide messenger RNA. RefSeq names its product sodium-dependent noradrenaline transporter-like. NCBI's taxonomy places the organism in Eukaryota, Metazoa, Arthropoda, Insecta, Coleoptera, Silphidae. The coding region runs from base 93 to 1526 and encodes 477 amino acids. Gene Ontology annotation, biological process: sodium ion transmembrane transport. The record is from RefSeq and is a predicted model, not a curated record. The transcript has 10 exons. Gene Ontology annotation, cellular component: membrane.